AAUAAAAUCAAAAAGACAUCCCCCAUUCCCUUGUGGUCACCUCCUUCCAUUUCCGUAGAAGAAGCUGACAGGCGAUUCGAAUGCGAAGAGUCGAGGUUUGAAUCGCGAGAUCAUCUCCAGGAAACCAUGGUGGAAGAGUCCGAUCCCAUCUCCGGCGCCGGAUCGGCCGAGCACUGGCUCGCCCGGGCCCAACUUCUGGUCCCCACGGCCCUCCAAAAGGCCCGGACGGCGACCGGCUUCGCCGGGCGGUGGAAAGCCAUCAUCUCCAAGCUGGAGCGCAUCCCACCAUGCCUGUCCGACCUCGCCAGCCACCCUUGCUUCGCCAAGAACGCCCUCUGCCGCGAGCAGCUCCAGUCGGUCGCCGACACCCUCGCGGAGGCCAUCGAAUUGGCCGAUCGCUGCCUCUCCGGCGACCCUCCCGCCGGCAAGCUCCGCACACAGAGCGACCUCGACGCGCUCUCCGGCAAGCUUGAUCUCAACCUCCGCGACUGCGGCCUCCUUGUCAAGACCGGCGUCCUCGGUGAGGCCACCAUGCCUCCCGCCGCCGCGCGCAACGGCGAGCCGGAGGCCGUCCGCUGGAAUCUCCGCGAAUUGCUCGCUCGCCUCCAGAUUGGGCACGCCGAGGCGAAGCACCGGGCGCUGGAUGGCCUGAUGGAGGCGAUGAGCGACGACGAGAAGAGCGUCAUGGCGGUGCUCGGCCGGAGCAAUAUUUCCGCUCUUGUGCAGCUCCUCACUGCGACCUCCCCCAAGAUUCGAGAGAAGGCUGUCACUGUGAUCUGUUUGCUUGCCGAAUCGGGGAAUUGCGAGAAUUUGCUGGUUUCCGAAGGGGUGCUCCACCCAUUGAUAAGGCUGGUGGAAUCUGGAAGCUUGGUCGGCCGAGAGAAGGCGGUGAUAUCCCUCCAAAGACUGUCCAUGUCCGUCGACACUGCUCGGUCCAUUGCCGGACAUGGUGGAAUUCGCCCGCUUAUCGAGCUCUGUCAGAUUGGUGACUCCAUUUCUCAGACAGCGGCUGCCGGUACUUUGAAGAACCUUUCGACCGUGCCCGAAGUGAGGCAGGCUCUGGCUGAGGAGGGAAUUGUUAGAGUGAUGAUCAAUCUUCUUGACUGUGGGAUUGUGUUAGGCUCGAAGGAGUAUGCAGCUGAAUGCUUGCAGAAUCUGACAUCCAGUAAUGACAUUUUGAGGAGGUCCGUCGUGUCGGAAGGAGGGAUUCGGAGCCUCCUGGCCUACCUUGACGGGCCCUUGCCGCAGGAAUCUGCGGUGGGUGCGUUGAGGAAUCUGGUGGCCUCGGUCUCGACAGACAGUCUUGUUUCGCUCGGCCUCCUUCCUCGGUUGGUUCAUGUGCUGAAAGAUGGGUCUUUAGGAGCACAGCAGGCGGCGGCGGCUACAAUUUGUAAGAUUUCCAGCUCGAUGGACAUGAAGAGACUGAUUGGGGAAUUUGGUUGCAUUCCUUUGCUUGUGAAGAUGCUCGAGGGCACGACGAAUGGUGCGAGAGAGGUCUCUGCCCAGGCCAUUGCUAGCUUGAUAAGCUGCCCACAGAACAAUAGGGAGGUUAGGAAGGAUGAGAAGAGCGUGCCCAAUCUAGUUCAGUUGCUCGAUGCCAAUCCUCAGAAUACGGCAAAGAAGUAUGCAGUGUCUUGCCUUUUGUUACUCUCUUCGAGCAAGAAGUGCAAGAAGAUGAUGAUUUCGUAUGGGGCGAUCGGGUAUCUUAAGAAGCUCUCGGAGAUGGAUGUGGCUGGCGCAAAGAAGCUACUUGAACGAUUAGAACGAGGGAAAUUGAGGAGCUUGUUUAGCAGGAAAUAGAUCAAAAGCUCGUUCUCUCUGCAUAUUUUGCUUUUAAUCUUUUGAACCAUAUGUUUCACUGUCUCUCUGAAACAUAAAAGAAUGAAGGUUGAGGCUGCAAACUGAAGUCCAACUCUUGCUUUUCUGGCAUGGCAAUAUGUACAAUGCAACUUGAACUUAGUUAUUAUCAUGUAAAUGUUCCAGAAAGCUAUCUUGUGCUGUUCUUUUUUUU
Molecule: messenger RNA, 2011 nt
Organism: Elaeis guineensis (African oil palm)
Lineage: Eukaryota; Viridiplantae; Streptophyta; Magnoliopsida; Arecales; Arecaceae
Molecular function (GO): protein binding
Source: RefSeq, a predicted model, not a curated record